AUGAGCUCUUCUUCUUCCUCUAAAUUGGCUUCUCCUCCGGCCUCUCCUGAGCAUGACAUCCCUCCACUCAUCACCAUUCCGGCUCCUGCAUCUCAAAUUCAGGUGAUCAACAUCAAGACCCAUGUUCCCAUGGUUCUUGAGUUCGACGCUGGCAACUACGGUCAGUGGCGCCUCUGCUUCCUCGCCGUCUUCGCCAAGUUUGGCCUCCUCGACCACAUCAACUCCACCAACGUCCAAGGCACAUCUGAUUGGGUGCGGAACGACUACUCCAUCAUUUCUUGGCUCUACUGCACCACCGAUCUGCUUCGCACCGUCCAAACCGUGAUGGACAUGGCCUACUCCCUGUGGCGUUCCAUCCGCGGCCUCUUCCGCGACAACAAGGUCAUGCGUUCCGUGUACCUUGGCGCCGAGUUCAGGAACAUCUACCAAGGCGACCUGCCCGUGAUGGCCUACUGCACCAAAGUGAAGCUGCUCGCCGAUCAACUACAUGAUCUCGAGUCGCCAGUUUCUGAUCCGGAUCUCGUCAUCACUCUUCUGCGCGGCCUAAACCCUCGCCUGCAACAUGUCAUCCCCGGCCUCACCGUCAACAAGCUGCCUUCGUUCCUCAAGGUUCGAUCCCAUCUUCUUCUUGAGGAACAUCGUCUUGACAAUGCUGCCAAGAUGGCCCAAGCUGCCGCCUCCUUCGCCAGCCAGCAGGCCGCUGGUGGUUCGACGCCCGACGUCGCGCCGUCGGCCCCUCUUAGCCUCACCACGUAG
Messenger RNA from Panicum hallii, 756 nucleotides. RefSeq lists its product as uncharacterized. Lineage: Eukaryota; Viridiplantae; Streptophyta; Magnoliopsida; Poales; Poaceae. The coding region runs from base 1 to 756 and encodes 251 amino acids. The transcript has a single exon. The record is from RefSeq and is a predicted model, not a curated record.